AUGUCCUUGGAAGAAAUGAAAGACCUCCACCUUGAUGAACAGAACCUGCAGCCAGAAACUAGGGAAGUGAAUGGAAUUCUCAUGGCCAAGAUUACCAGUGAUAACUGGGACAAAAUCUGGAACUUCCAAGCAAAGCCUGAUGAUCUCCUCAUUGCUACCUAUGCAAAAGCAGGUACCACCUGGACACAGGAAAUUGUGGACAUGAUCCAAAAUGAUGGGGAUGUUCAAAAGUGCCAACGGGCCAACACCUAUGACCGACACCCUUUCAUUGAGUGGACUUUGCCUCCACCCCUCAACUCAGGUCUGGAUCUGGCUAACAAAAUGCCUUCACCUAGAACCCUGAAGACUCAUCUGCCUGUUCAGAUGCUUCCACCUUCCUUCUGGAAAGAAAACUCAAAGAUUAUCUAUGUGGCCAGAAAUGCCAAGGACUGCCUGAUAUCUUACUACUAUUUCUCAAAAAUGAAUAAAAUGCUGCCUGACCCUGGUACCCUGGGAGAAUACAUUGAAACAUUCAAAGCUGGAAAAGUGCUAUGGGGCUCCUGGUAUGACCAUGUAAAGGGAUGGUGGAAUGUGAAAGACCAACACCGUAUUCUCUACCUCUUCUAUGAAGACAUGAAAGAGGACCCUAAAAGGGAAAUUGAGAAGAUUGUAAAAUUCCUGGAAAAAGACAUAUCAGAGGAAGUUCUAAAUAAAAUCAUCUAUCACACCUCCUUUGACAUAAUGAAGCAGAACCCAAUGGCCAACUAUACUACUCUACCUUCCAGUAUCAUGGACCACUCUAUAUCUCCUUUCAUGAGAAAAGGGAUGCCUGGAGACUGGAAAAACUACUUUACUGUGGCACAAAGUGAGGAUUUUGAUGAAGACUACCGGAAGAAGAUGGCCGGGAGCACUAUUACCUUCCGUACAGAGAUCUGA
Molecule: messenger RNA, 915 nt
Organism: Arvicanthis niloticus (Nile rat)
Lineage: Eukaryota; Metazoa; Chordata; Mammalia; Rodentia; Muridae
Product: sulfotransferase 1C1
Molecular function (GO): sulfotransferase activity
Source: RefSeq, a predicted model, not a curated record